Messenger RNA from Ictidomys tridecemlineatus (thirteen-lined ground squirrel), 3156 nucleotides. RefSeq names its product protocadherin beta-4. Gene Ontology annotation, biological process: homophilic cell-cell adhesion. Gene Ontology annotation, cellular component: plasma membrane. The record is from RefSeq and is a predicted model, not a curated record. NCBI's taxonomy places the organism in Eukaryota, Metazoa, Chordata, Mammalia, Rodentia, Sciuridae. Gene Ontology annotation, molecular function: calcium ion binding.
GGCUAAGAAUGUGAAUACAAAAAGCGCCCUAAAAAAGCUCGCGAUUCUUCGUAUUGUAAAACGUAAUGUUAAAUAAAUCAACGUGUUAGAAGCUUUGCAAAAAAUACGGAGUUACCAGGAGGUUUGGACAGAGAUAUUCUAAAUCAAUUUGAGACUACAAACAACUUUGUAAGGAUUCCUGCACGCAAGAAAUUAGAACUGAAGGUCUCAAGUUUUUCUGUGAUUGGUGAAGGGAUUGGAUAUAAGCAAUCCGACUCCAACAUGGAGAAGCUGGAAAGAAUUCAACCAAACAGGCAAGUGAUGGUCUUUAUUUUUAUGGUGUUCAUGUCUCAGGGUCGCACGGAGCCUCUUCGUUAUUUUAUACAGGAGGAAACAGAGAGCCGCUCCUUUGUAGCCCAUCUGACCAAGGACCUGGGCCUGGGAACUGGGGAACUGGCUGCCCGGUCUGCUCGAGUUGUGUCUGAUGAUGACAAACAGCAUUUGCUGUUGGAUCCUCAGACUGGAGAUUUGCUUCUCAGGGAGACAUUAGACCGGGAAGAGCUGUGUGGCCCUAUUGAACAGUGUGUACUGUAUUUCCAUGUCUUGCUGGAAAUGCCAGUGCAAAUUUUUCAGGGAGAAUUAUGGAUCCAGGAUAUAAAUGACCACUCUCCAGCAUUCACUGAUGGGGAAGUGCUCUUGAAAAUACCAGAAAACAGCCAGCCAGGGACUCUAUUUCCAUUGAAAGUAGCCCAGGAUUUGGAUGUGGGUAGCAAUGGGCUUCAAAAAUACACCAUCAGUCCCAAUUCUCAUUUUCACAUCCUUACACGAAAUUACAGUGAGGGCAAGAAAUACCCAGACCUGGUACAAGACAAAGCCCUGGAUAGAGAGGAGCAGCCUGAAUUCAGCUUAACCCUCAUGGCUCUGGACGGUGGCUCUCCACCUAGGUCUGGCACAGUCACAGUUCGAAUCCUGAUCAUGGACGUCAAUGACAAUGCUCCCGAGUUUGUGCAUACCCCAUAUGAGGUGCAGGUCCUGGAGAACAGCCCCUUAGAUUCCCCAAUCCUCAGCGUCUUAGCUAGGGAUGCAGAUGCUGGAAAUUUUGGGAGUGUUUCCUAUGGCUUGUUCCAACCAUCUGAUGAGAUUAAACAAACUUUCUCAAUAAAUGAAAUCACAGGGGAAAUCCGACUGAGGAAGAAAUUGGAUUUUGAAAAAAUUAAAUCUUAUCACGUGGAAAUUGAGGCUAUAGAUGGAGGAGGCCUUUCUGGAAAAGGCACUGUGUUUAUAGAGGUGGUGGACGUGAAUGACAAUGCCCCAGAACUUACCAUAUCGUCACUUGCCAGCUCCAUCCCAGAAAAUGCUCCUGAGACCGUGGUUUCUAUCUUCCGAGUUCGAGAUAGAGAUUCUGGAGACAAUGGAAAGAUGACUUGCUCUAUUCCAGAUAAUGUGCCCUUCAUUCUAAAACCGACAUUCAAGAACUUUUACACCCUGGUGACAGAGAGCCCGCUGGACAGAGAGAGCAGAGCAGAAUACAACAUCACCAUCACAGUCACCGACUUGGGGACGCCCAGGCUAAAAACCGAGCACAGCAUAACCAUCCUCGUCUCUGACGUCAACGACAACGCCCCUGCCUUCUCCCAAACGUCAUACACGCUGUUGGUGCGCGAGAACAACAGCCCCGCCCUGCACAUAGGCAGUGUCAGUGCCACAGACAGAGACUCAGGCACCAAUGCCCAGAUCGCCUACUCGCUGCUGCCAACCCAAGACCCGCACUUGCCCCUCGCCUCGCUGGUCUCCAUCAACGCAGACAAUGGGCAGCUGUUCGCGCUGAGGGCGCUGGACUUCGAGGCCCUGCAGGCAUUCGAGUUCCGCGUGGGCGCCACAGAUCAAGGCUCGCCCGCGCUCAGCAGCCAGGCGCUGGUGCGAGUGGUGGUGCUGGACGACAAUGACAACUCGCCCUUCGUGCUGUACCCAAUGCAGAACGCCUCUGCUCCCUGCACAGAGCUAGUGCCCAGGGCGGCAGAGCAGGGCUACCUGGUCACCAAGGUGGUGGCGGUGGACGGAGACUCGGGCCAGAAUGCCUGGCUGUCAUACCAGCUGCUCAAGGCCACGGAGCCAGGGCUGUUUGGCGUGUGGGCGCACAAUGGCGAGGUGCGCACCUCCAGGCUGCUGAGCGAGCGCGACGCGGCCAGGCACAGGCUGGUGGUGCUGGUCAAGGACAAUGGAGAGCCUCCGCUGUCUGCCAGCGUCACGCUGCACGUGCUGCUGGUGGAUGGCUUCUCCCAGCCCUACCUGCCGCUCCCGGAAGUGGCGCCCGAGCGUGCGCAGGGGGACUCUCUCACUGUCUACUUGGUCAUCGCCUUGGCUUCGGUGUCAUCUCUCUUCCUCUUCUCUGUGCUGGUGUUUGUGGUUGUGAGGCUGUGCAGGAGGCGCAGGGCGGCGCCGCUGGGUGUCUUUUCUGUGCCUGAGGGCCACCUUCCUGGACACCUGGUGGAUGUUAGUGGCACAGGGACACUGUCUCAGAGCUACCAGUAUGAGGUGUGUCUGGCUGGAGACUCUGGGUCUGGUGAGUUCAAAUUCCUGAAGCCAAUAUUCCCAAACCUCUUGGUUGAGCACGCUGGGAGAGAAGUUAAGGAAAAUUCCCCCUGCAGAAAUAGUUUUGUAUUCAGCUAAUUGUUGUAUUUCAUUCUCACUAAUUUUGCAACUACUAUUGCAAUUUCUUUGUCUUUAGUAAUUCUAGUGCUAGUAAAGUAUUCUAACCACUAUUCCAAACCUAUGUGUAUUCUUGAUAGUUCUAAAUUUUUUUCCUUUUAUUGGCAUUAUUCUUAGCAUUUUUAGGCAUAGGAGAUAUAUAUUUUCUCCAUAUUUGAUCUUAAUGGUUCAUUUUUCAUUACUGUAAGUUAAUCAGGUACACAAAACAUUUUAUUUUAAUGAAAUUCUUAAUGAAUUUCAUGACCCGUUUAGAGGCUUGUAUGAAAUCUUGAAUUUCCAUGUAUUUGUGGUACCCAUCUUUAACAUAUAAGAUUAUCUUUCAAUACUACAGUAUUAGCCUUGAAAAUAUGAAUGGUUUGCUAUACUACCAGGUUAAGCCCACUUAGUACCAUGAGCAAAAAACCUAGCCUACUUGUUUUUCUCAAAUUGCAUGUCAACAUUAUAUUUCAUUAAAAUAUUAAUACACAA